GGGCGGUGGCGGGAGCGGGAUGGCGGUGGUGACACUGCAGCUCGGGCCCUACGCGGGCUUCGUGGGCGCGCACUGGUGGCAGCUGCAGUCGCGCGCCGGGGCCGGGGCCGAGCUGCGGGCGGACGCGCUGCACCGGGCCGGGCGCGCCCGCGACCCCCGCGCGCCGCGCCUCGUGCUGCUGGACCUGCGAGGCAGCCUGGGCAGCUUGCGGCGCGACGGCAGCUCAUCGCGGGACGCCGGGAGCGACGGCGCCGCGGCCUGGCACGGCAGCACGACGCGGCACCAGGGGCCUCCUGCCCAGGACGCGGCCCCGCGGGGUCUCGGUGGACAGGAAAACACAUCUUCUGAUGGAGACACUGGUCUCGGAGCACUUCCUCUGGAUAAAGAUGCGUCCCAGAACGCUUGCCAUCUGGAGGGCAGAGGACAAGUUUGGUCUGAUUACCUUAGAGUGCACUUACAUCCUAGGAGCAUCUUUGAGAUACAGCGGUACAAUCACGAUGGGGAUUCCAAUCGCCUGGAAGCCUUUGGGCAGGGUGAAAGUCUCCUGAGUGAGCCCACGUACCUAGAAGAGUUGGAAGAUAAACUGCACUUCUUUAUAGAGGAGUGUGAUUAUCUGCAGGGUUUUCAGAUUCUCUGUGACAUGCAUGAUGGAUUCUCUGGGGUUGGAGCCAAAGUGACUGAACUGCUCUGCGAUGAAUAUUCAGGGAGAGGAAUCCUGUCCUGGGGGUUAACACCAAUAAUUUCUAAUACUGGAGAUCCCUGCAAGGAUUUUUACAGGCUUAUGAACACAGUGUUGGGAACUGUCCACGUCUCCAGUCACAGCUCGCUCUUUUGCCCCCUGUCACUCAAUGGAAGCCUGGGCCUCAGGCCACAAGCACCCAUUACAUUACCAUACAUACAUUAUGAUGCCUCUCUAAACUAUCACAGCAGUGCAAUCUUGGCAGCAGCACUGGAGACCAUGACUGUUCCCUACAGACUCCAUACUUCUCAGCUCUCCAUGAUGCAGCUCGCAGAAGCACUGAACUUCUCUGGGAGAAAGGUGGUGGCUGCAGGGGCUGCGGUACCCUUUUCUGUAUCACAUGGUCAUUCUCUGCCAGAUGCUUUGUGCAGCUAUCAGCAUGCAGUGCCAUGGAAACCUUUGUCUUCAUGUGGGGAGCAAAAGGACAGUUUCUGUUUUGCUCAAUCUGUUGUGCUGAGAGGAAUUGGCAAAGAGAAUCACAUCAGUAAUCCUCCUCCUGGGACACAACCUAGUUCUGCCCUCCACGUUUAUGAAACUGGAGAGGAGGUUCUGGGAAACUACUUAAAUAUGCUGUCCCCUGGAACAUUAAGCAUUUCACAUUUGCUCCAGAGCCCAUGUAAAGUGCAGUCCCCAUAUCCCCAGUUUUUUUCCCCUCUUCUGAACGAACAAGGUUUUCUCCUGGACAAGCCUCGCUCCCAUUCAGCAGUUGUUGAAAGUAUUCCUGUACUAACAGCACUGCAGUCCUCACCUGUUCUGCAUACAGCACUCUACAAUUUAUACAAGGAACUACAGAAGGUAGAUGUGCGGCGCUGGGCUAGCUUUUUUGCUGCAGGAGUUGAACUUGAUGACUUUCAGGAAGCCCUGCAUGAAUUAAGAACUCUAUCCCAAUGCUAUAAAAGAAAUUCGGAGCCAGAUGAGUCAGAGGAUGAAGCUGACUCAGACUAACACUGCUUACUUUUACCAAGCUGGGGAAGACAGUAGUGUCAAAUUAAUAUAACCACUAACGAACAGCUUUCUGAAAAGAACUAGUCUGUGAGGCCAAAGUUCUAUUACAGUAAUAAAGGGGGGCUUACAAUCUG
Messenger RNA from Alligator mississippiensis (American alligator), 1818 nucleotides. It is a transcript of the gene MSTO1, whose product is annotated as misato mitochondrial distribution and morphology regulator 1. The transcript has 13 exons. Lineage: Eukaryota; Metazoa; Chordata; Crocodylia; Alligatoridae. Gene Ontology annotation, cellular component: cytoplasm. The coding region runs from base 20 to 1684 and encodes 554 amino acids. The record is from RefSeq and is a predicted model, not a curated record. Gene Ontology annotation, biological process: mitochondrion distribution.